This is a messenger RNA of Mytilus trossulus (common blue mussel), 2445 nucleotides long. RefSeq lists its product as uncharacterized. Gene Ontology annotation, molecular function: nucleic acid binding. The transcript is spliced from 2 exons. Lineage: Eukaryota; Metazoa; Mollusca; Bivalvia; Mytilida; Mytilidae. The coding region runs from base 1 to 2445 and encodes 814 amino acids. Gene Ontology annotation, biological process: DNA integration. The record is from RefSeq and is a predicted model, not a curated record.
AUGCAGGUUCAUCUGUUUGGUGCAACAUCAUCGCCCAGUUGUGCCGCAUACGCAUUGAAAAAGACAGCUAUCGACAACGGUGAGUUAUUUGAUACAGAGAUAGCAUCAACCGUAGAAAGAAACUUUUAUGUAGACGACCUCUUGAAGUCAGUGGACACGGAAGAAAGGGCCGUUCAGCUUGCAACGGAUUUACGAGAAAUUAUGAAACGUGGUGGAUUCCGAUUAACGAAGUGGUUAAGUAACAGUAAAGUCGUUAUAAACGAAAUACCGAAUUCGGAACGAGCACCUUCAGUUGAAAUUUUGAAGUCAAACACAGCUUUGCCGACCGAUCGCGCACUAGGCGUAAUAUGGGAUGUAAAUGAUGAUGCCAUCAAAUAUAAAGUCAAACUCGAAGAGAAGCCGCUGACAAGACGCGGAAUAACUUCUACAGUAAGUUCGAUAUUUGAUCCACUGGGACUCAUAGCGCCAAUCAUUUUAAAAGGGAAAAUUAUAUUACAAGAACUUAGUAAACAGUCAAUUAAGCUUGGAUGGGACGAUCCUAUACCAAAAGAAAAAGAAGAAGAAUGGAUAAAAUGGAAAUCGACUCUGCCAGAAAUUGAAAAUAUAUCAAUACCUAGAUGCUUCAAGACAAAAGACAUGAAAGAAAUAUCUGAUGCUCAACUUCAUAUAUUUAGCGAUGGUUCUGAAAUUGGUUAUGGAGCAUGCGCUUACUUACGUCUAGUAGACACUAAUGGAAAAGUGAACUGUUCACUUAUUCUGGGGAAAUCUCGUUUAGCGCCAUUAAAACAGACAACAAUUCCCAAUCUAGAGUUAUCAGGUGCCGUUGUUGCAUGCAAACUUUACGAAAUAAUUAGAGACGAAUUAGAGAUUAAGAUUGACAGCGUAGUGUUUUGGACCGAUAGUAUGAUAGUACUUGGAUACAUUAAGAAUGAAUCUCGUCGUUUUAAAACAUUUGUUGCAAACAGAUUGAGCAGCAUUCACGAGUUGACAUCACCAGGUCAGUGGCGAUACGUAGAUACAAGAUCAAAUCCUGCCGACAUAGCAUCUAGAGGCAUUCUUGCAACAGAUAAUAAGCAGAUCAAAUUUUGGCUCCAUGGACCAGAAUUCUUGUUGAAAGACUCGUAUGAAUGGCCGAAACCAAAAGCUGUAUCAACGGUAGACGAGCAAGAUAUUGAGAUCAAAAAGGUUGUUAUGAUUAACUCAACUACAACUGAUUCGAUACGCGAUAUAAUUACAUACUUUUCAAACUGGCAAGUAUUACAACGGACUGUAGCAUGGCUAAUCCGUUUCAAGAAAUAUUGUAUACGUCGUUUCUUAAAACGAGACGAUGAAAUAAAGACAGACAGCUUAGAUGCCGAUGAAUUACAGGAAGCAACAAGGUAUAUAUUGAUACAUGUACAACAAGAAUCAUUCUUAAAUGAAAUCAAAAUGCUUGAAAAGCAAAAUCCUGUUAAGAAAGAUAGUCGUUUAGCAUCUUUAAAUCCUGUUAUGCAUGAUGGGUUAUUGCGCGUCAAGAGACGUCUCAACUUGUCACUAAGCAAAUGUCCGGUCAUUAUACCAAAUUCUCAUCACGUGACCACUUUGAUAAUCAGGUCGUUUCAUGAACAAAAUGGUCAUACAGGAAUGGCACAAGUGCUAGCAUCAUUACGGGAAAAGUAUUGGAUUUUAAAAGGACCUAGUACUGUCCGAACAGUUUUGAACAGGUGUGUAAGAUGUAGACGAUAUCAAGCACCGCUCUGUUUUCAGAAGAUGGCUUCUGUUAUAGACGAUCAGAAAACUCCUGAUAAACCACCAUUUACCUUUGUUGGAAUAGACUACUUUGGUCCAUUAAAUGUUAAAGUUGGACGUUCAGUCGUUAAAAGAUACGGUUGCCUUUUUACAUGUCUGACAACAAGAGCUGUUCACAUAGAAGUAGCUCAUAGUUUGACUACAGAUUCCUUUAUUUCUGCUUUCCAACGUUUUACGAGCAGGCGAGGCAUACCUGAAAAGGUGUAUAGUGAUAACGGGACAAAUCUUGUCAGUGGAGAAUCGGAACUUCGGAAAUAUAUUGAUCAAUGGAACAAAACAAAAAUAUCCAGUUACAUGUCACACAAGGAUAUUAAUUGGACUUUCAAUCCGCCAAACGCUAGUCAUCGUGGUGGUGCAUGGGAAAGAAUGAUUCGUACGACACGCAAAAUUCUCAGAGCUCUUGCAAAUGAACAACUGCUUACCGACGAACAGUUACUUACCUUUAUGGCUGAAGCCGAAAGAAUCGUCAAUGAUAGACCGAUAACAGUAGUCAGUAAUGAUUCUCGAGAUUUGCCAGUUCUCACACCGAAUAUGUUGUUACUUAUGAAAAACAACACUUCAAUACCGCAAGGGGUGUUUGACGAGAAAGAUGUGUAUGCUAAAAGGUGGUGGAAGCAGAUACAAUACUUAGCCAAUGUAUUCUGGAGACAGAAAUAA